UCACUCAUGGUUUUUAAGGCAAGCAAGAAGUGUCGUCUGAGUUCAGCAAUGUGUCCUAGCCAGGCAGAAACACUCAAGAAGCGUACAGUACAGCACUGGUGAUGACUGACGGAGAGCACCCGAUGAAUCAUCCACAAAGAUGCUGCACGGCGGAUGACAACAGCUCUGUUUCCAUUGUUUGCCCAAAGGCCUGGGUCGAACCCACCUUCACUCUCGCAGCAAAGGCUCGUGUUGUCAUCACCGGCUGCUUUUUUGUGAUAGCAGCAUGCAGCAACUUUGCCGUCUUAUACAGCGUCACGAGGAAGAGGCGGAAGUCCCAUGUCCAGUUGCUCAUCCUGAGCUUAACCGUGGCAGACUUGCUGGUUACCAUGACUGUCAUGCCGCUGGAUGCUGUGUGGAACAUCACGGUUCAGUGGUAUGCCGGGGACACGCUCUGCCGGUUCCUGAACUUCCUCAAGCUCUUUGCCAUGUACUCGGCUGCCCUGGUCCUAGUGGUGAUCAGCUUGGACCGGCACUCUGCCAUCCUCCACCCGUUUUCGUUUGCUAAUUCCAGCCACCGCAACCGGGUCAUGCUCUCCAUCGCGUGGAUCCUCAGUGUCCUGCUGGCCUCCCCCCAGCUCUUCCUUUUCCACCUGUACACCGUCCCAGGUGUCAAUUUCACCCAGUGCGUGACGCACGGAAGUUUCAGAGAACACUGGCAGGAAACCACCUACAACAUGUUCACUUUCACCACCCUCUAUGUCACCCCGCUAAGCGUGAUGGUCGUCUGCUAUAUCCGCAUCUUGUUUGAGAUCAGCAAACAGCUGAAAAUUAACAAAGGUCUCGCCAGAGGCAAGGACGACCACAUCUCCAAGGCCCGAAUGAAGACUCUUCGAAUGACCGUCGUGAUUGUGGCUUCUUUCAUAAUUUGCUGGACCCCUUAUUACCUCCUGGGCUUGUGGUACUGGUUCCAGCCCGACAUGAUCCGUAAAAUGCCGGAGUAUAUCAACCACUUCUUGUUUCUCUUUGGCCUGCUUCACACUUGCACGGAUCCCAUCGUCUACGGCCUUUAUACCCCGUCCUUCCGAGAAGACAUGAGGGUCUGCAUCAGGAGCCUUAAAGAGACGAUGACCCACCAGGAAAAAAAACUUGCAUCCAUUUCAGAGAUGAACAAUAAAGACUAUAAUGACCAGGGUCAGGUGCCAUCAAGUGUUUCCAAUGGAGGGACUCUGCACACUGUGUUCUAG
Messenger RNA from Rhineura floridana, 1226 nucleotides. Its product is annotated as gonadotropin-releasing hormone II receptor-like. Gene Ontology annotation, molecular function: gonadotropin-releasing hormone receptor activity; peptide binding. NCBI's taxonomy places the organism in Eukaryota, Metazoa, Chordata, Lepidosauria, Squamata, Rhineuridae. The transcript has 5 exons. The coding region runs from base 102 to 1226 and encodes 374 amino acids. The record is from RefSeq and is a predicted model, not a curated record. Gene Ontology annotation, cellular component: membrane. Gene Ontology annotation, biological process: G protein-coupled receptor signaling pathway.